This is a messenger RNA of Galeopterus variegatus (Sunda flying lemur), 380 nucleotides long. RefSeq names its product WD repeat-containing and planar cell polarity effector protein fritz homolog. The transcript has 3 exons. Gene Ontology annotation, cellular component: axonemal basal plate. The coding region runs from base 78 to 380 and encodes 100 amino acids. The record is from RefSeq and is a predicted model, not a curated record. NCBI's taxonomy places the organism in Eukaryota, Metazoa, Chordata, Mammalia, Dermoptera, Cynocephalidae. Gene Ontology annotation, biological process: nervous system development; cilium organization; establishment of protein localization.
AGCUGGGCCUGGUAGACAUCAUCUUCCAGUACAUUCACUAUGAUGAGAUCUAUGAGGCAAUAAACAUCCUGAGUGGCAUGAACUGGGACACUCUGGGCCACCAGUGCUUUAUCAGCAUGAGUGCUAUUGCAAACCAUCUUCUUAGACAAAAGCUCACUCCAGAGAGAGAAGCACAGCUUGAGGCAAGCCUUGGAACCUUCUAUGCUCCAACAAGACCACUUCUGGAUACAACUAUAUUGGAAUAUAGAGACCAAAUCAGCAAAUAUGCAAGGAGAUUCUUCCACCACUUGCUCAGAUACCAGAGAUUUGAAAAGGCAUUUCUCCUAGCUGUUGACAUUGGUGCUCGUGACCUAUUUAUGGUGAGUCAUUCCCAGACAUGA